GUGGGCCUUGGAGGACCCCGGCGACAGCCGUGGCGCGUAGAGGGGGGUGAGCGCGGCGGCGGUGGCGGCGGCGCGGGUGUGUGUGGAGAUCGCCUGCAUCUGGUCUGCGGAACAAUAAUACUUCGGCGGUCAUCGCUGCUCCACUGGUUGUUGUGCAACCGGCGCCAUGUCUGUGAGCGAGAUCUUCGUGGAGCUGCAGGGCUUUCUGGCUGCGGAACAGGACAUCCGAGAGGAAAUCCGAAAAGUUGUACAGAGCUUAGAGCAAACAGCUCGAGAGAUAUUAACUCUGCUGCAAGGGGUCCACCAGGGAGCUGGAUUUCAGGACAUUCCAAAGAGGUGUUUGAAAGCACGAGAACAUUUUGGUACAGUAAAAACACAUCUAACGUCUCUGAAGACCAAGUUCCCUGCUGAACAGUAUUACAGGUUUCACGAGCACUGGAGGUUCGUGCUGCAGCGCUUGGUCUUCCUGGCAGCAUUUGUUGUGUAUUUGGAAACAGAAACACUAGUUACUCGAGAAGCGGUUACAGAAAUUCUUGGCAUUGAGCCAGAUCGGGAGAAAGGAUUUCAUCUGGAUGUUGAAGAUUAUCUCUCAGGAGUUUUAAUUCUCGCUAGUGAAUUGUCAAGGCUGUCUGUCAACAGUGUGACUGCUGGAGAUUACUCCCGGCCCCUGCACAUCUCCACUUUCAUCAAUGAGCUGGAUUCUGGGUUCCGUCUUCUCAACCUGAAAAAUGACUCGCUGAGGAAGCGCUAUGAUGGCUUGAAGUAUGAUGUGAAGAAAGUAGAGGAGGUGGUCUAUGACCUCUCCAUUCGGGGCUUCAACAAGGAGACAGCAGCUGCCUGUGCUGAAAAAUAAGAGGUUUUCCCUGCUUCGGGCCUUGCUGAUCUGGCUGUUGCCAGGGAGGAGUGUGCACAGAGUGCCUCUCACUGUAGUUAGGAUGCCCAGUUGCUAAACACUGCGCUUUAUUUUCUUAACUAGUUGUGUGGUGUGAGUAUCAGAAUUGAAGAUAUUCUUGGGGGUUAAACCAACCUUUACAUGGACAGAAUUUUCUUUGUCAUUUUAGUGGAUUUGCUCUGUAAUUUGUUGUAUUUCAGUUUUGUUAAAACUGUCAAUGUCAGUCUCUUGGUAAAAUCCUUUUCUUAUUCUGACUGUUGAUGUUCUGAUUAAGAAGUUCAUUGUCUUGUUUGUGAUUCUUCCAGAGGUGACCCUUGAUAUUUUCUAUAUCCAAGUUAGCCAUCAUUUUCAGGCAUAACCUGGGGAUAGUAUGAAAGUAGAAUAUUAAAAAGGAUGGUUGACAAACAAGAAAACUUUUUCUUCCUUUCUGUAAGCCUUGUGAGUAAAUCAAGUGUUGAAUUUUUGCCGAGGAAAUUUCUGCCUGUAUUCUUUUCUCACUGCCAUCAAAAUGUAAAAGAUUAAACAGCAAAGUCAAGCUCAGCAGGUUAUUUUGGAAAGUUUUUGUAUUGGCUUUUAGUAGUGUCUUAACACAUUUGUUUUGCCAUGCAGGAAAUAGGGCUUAGUGUUUUAAAAUACCCUGCUUUCUGAUUGAUGUUGCCUUAACAUUCUGCUAUUUCAGCCAUUAAAAAUAGUCUUCGUACACA
This is a messenger RNA of Dipodomys ordii (Ord's kangaroo rat), 1596 nucleotides long. RefSeq names its product translin (gene Tsn). The coding region runs from base 167 to 853 and encodes 228 amino acids. Gene Ontology annotation, cellular component: cytoplasm; nucleus. Gene Ontology annotation, molecular function: RNA binding; single-stranded DNA binding; sequence-specific DNA binding. Gene Ontology annotation, biological process: RNA metabolic process. The transcript has 6 exons. NCBI's taxonomy places the organism in Eukaryota, Metazoa, Chordata, Mammalia, Rodentia, Heteromyidae. The record is from RefSeq and is a predicted model, not a curated record.